AUGGUGACUUCAUACAAAUCCAUGCCUAAAAUGAACCAGAAACGGCUCGUUUUCACUAUGUUACCUUUAAUGGCUUCAGCUAUCAUCGUGUCGAUCUUCAUUAUCUUCAACCUAUGUCUAAAAACCCCGUUUAUAAAUGUCCAUAAUGAUGCAUCAACAAAGCAAUUUAGCCUCCUUAUAGGAAUCCUAACUAGAGCAGAUCUUUAUGAUCGUCGCCAUUUCCUUCGCCUCAUUUAUGGAAUCCAAUCUUCUCCCUUAGCCCAAAUAGAUAUCAAGUUUGUGUUCUGUAACCUCACGAAAACAGAACAAAGAGUUCUAAUAUCCCUAGAGAUCCUCAGAUUCAAUGAUAUUAUAAUUCUCAAUUGUACCGAAAACAUGAACAAUGGGAAAACUUAUACAUACUUUUCUUCACUUCCUCACAUUCUAUCUCAACCUUAUGAUUAUGUCAUGAAGGCAGAUGAUGAUGUCUUUUUGCGGCUUUUGCCACUGGCAACAUCACUGCAGCCACUUCCAAGAUUGGAUUUGUAUUAUGGAUUUGUGAUUCCUUGUCAAAGUAUGAAUCCUUUUGUGUCUUAUAUGUCAGGAAUGGGGUUUAUAUUGUCGUGGGACUUGGUUGAAUGGAUUGCAAACUCGAAUAUUCCUAAAAACGAUACUUUUGGCCCUGAGGAUAAACUGGUUGGAAGAUGGUUGGAUGUAGGAAGGAAAGCAAGAAAUAGGUUUUCUAAUAAGCCUGCUAUGUAUGAUUAUCCAGGCACGAACGGAAGAUGCUCACAUGAGCUUAUUCCUGAAACAAUAGCAGUUCACAGGCUCAAAAGAUGGGAGCAUUGGCUUGCAGUGAUUCGGUAUUUUAACGUGACCAAGGAACUUAAGUUGUCCAGACUUUACCAUGGUUUGGACUUUUGAGUACUUGAUUUUCAACUUUUCAAAAUGUAAA
Messenger RNA from Erigeron canadensis, 934 nucleotides. Its product is annotated as beta-1,3-galactosyltransferase 6-like. The coding region runs from base 1 to 903 and encodes 300 amino acids. The record is from RefSeq and is a predicted model, not a curated record. Gene Ontology annotation, cellular component: Golgi membrane. Gene Ontology annotation, molecular function: hexosyltransferase activity. The transcript has a single exon. Lineage: Eukaryota; Viridiplantae; Streptophyta; Magnoliopsida; Asterales; Asteraceae.